AUGUCAAUCGCUAUUGUGCAGGCGGGUACGGUAAUUUAUAAUACUCCAGCGACCCUCGAUAAGUUAGAACAGCUCACGAAGGAGGCUGCUAGCCAUGGAGCGAAGCUAGUCGUGUUUCCAGAAGCGUUUGUUGGUGGCUAUCCGAAAGGGUUGGAUUUUGGUAUUGUACUAGGAACCCGUUCACCGGAAGGUCGUGACGAGUUUAGGAAAUACUUUAACUCGGCGAUUGAGGAGAACGGCCCGGAAUCACGGCGCAUCGCGGAAAUCGCCACCACGAAUGACGUCAUCGUGGUCACAGGAGUUGUCGAAAGGCAAGGUGGAACGCUGUACUGUUCGGUCUUUUUCUACGGCCCAGAUGGAUAUCUCGGGAAACAUCGAAAACUAAUGCCAACAGCAUUGGAACGAUGUGUUUGGGGAAAUGGGGACGGCUCAACGAUGCCCGUAUUCGAUACGUCAAUUGGAAAAAUUGGCGCUGCAAUCUGUUGGGAAAAUUAUAUGCCGAUGUAUAGAAUGACAUUAUAUAACAAAGGGAUAGAGAUCUAUCUUGCAUGUACGGUAGACGAUCGAGAUGUUUGGUUGCCUACAAUGAGAACUAUAGCGCUUGAAGGACGUUGUUUCGUGAUCUCAUCAGCUCAAUUUUUGACCUCGUCCGACUACCCUGAAAAUCAUCCCAUGCGAGAAAAACAUGGCUUGGAUAAGGUAUUGAUUAGGGGCGGAUCAUGUGCUGUGGACCCGCUUGGCACUGUGCUUGUAGAACCGGACUUUACGAAGGAAUUGAUACAUUACGUGAACGUCGAUCUAUCACAAAUAGCGUGUGCUAAAAUGGAUUUGGAUACAGUAGGACACUACAGUCGCCCGGAAGUGUUUCAACUGAUAGUUAACGAGAAACCAUACAAACCGGUGGUUAGACAUACGGAAUGA
Molecule: messenger RNA, 921 nt
Organism: Necator americanus (New World hookworm)
Lineage: Eukaryota; Metazoa; Nematoda; Chromadorea; Rhabditida; Ancylostomatidae
Exons: 9
Coding region: 1-921 (306 amino acids)
Biological process (GO): detoxification of nitrogen compound
Molecular function (GO): nitrilase activity; nitrile hydratase activity
Source: RefSeq, a predicted model, not a curated record